This is a messenger RNA of Anguilla anguilla (European eel), 709 nucleotides long. Its product is annotated as homeodomain-only protein-like. The transcript is spliced from 2 exons. Gene Ontology annotation, cellular component: nucleus. Gene Ontology annotation, molecular function: DNA binding. NCBI's taxonomy places the organism in Eukaryota, Metazoa, Chordata, Actinopteri, Anguilliformes, Anguillidae. The record is from RefSeq and is a predicted model, not a curated record. The coding region runs from base 253 to 495 and encodes 80 amino acids. Gene Ontology annotation, biological process: cell differentiation; regulation of transcription by RNA polymerase II.
CUUGUAGUCUGUUCAGUGACCUAUUCAUUCACACGGUGCUUUAUCUGAGUAAUGCGUGCGCUUUCGUGUUCAGCCUGUCUUCAGCAGCAUUAGUGAUUGUCCUCAUUUUGUUUCCUUGGUGUCGUUAAUUGCAGGAUAGGAGCUGUCAUUUGGACGGAAACCAAAGUGCGAAGUGCCAAUAAUUUGGAGUAGCCUCGACAACACGCAAACUACCUCCGAUAGGCUACAUUUGAGAGGGAAACAGCGCGUGAAAUGGCUUCGAAUGGGGAAAACAAAGAUUCUGUGGUGAACUUGGAUCUAACGAAGGAGCAAAUCGAACAGCUGGAGGAUAACUUUAUGAGAGUCAGCAAGCAUCCAGAUGGGACGACUCUCAUGAUAAUCGCGGCAGAGUGCGGACUGUCCGAAGAAGAUGCAGCAAAGUGGUUCAGGAUGCGCAACGCUCAGUGGAGGAAGUCCGAGGGCCUGCCGGCCAAACUGGGAUCAGUGAUGGACUGAAGGAGAAUGACGGGGGCCCGCCCCAUUGGCUGACUGCGGCAGAGGGAGGAGUCAGCGCCAUUUUCCCUUUUCCUUCCUCUUUCUUUAUCUAUCUGAAACCAGGGACGUGCAGUGAGGGCAGGCAAGAUGGCCCCCUCCUACCUUGAGAAAAAGCUAGAGAGAAAAAAAACGACAUAAUUAAAUUGCUGUGAUAUGUGUUCCUUGCAUUUGUUAU